Messenger RNA from Salvia miltiorrhiza (redroot sage), 445 nucleotides. Its product is annotated as antifungal protein ginkbilobin-like protein. Gene Ontology annotation, cellular component: plasmodesma. NCBI's taxonomy places the organism in Eukaryota, Viridiplantae, Streptophyta, Magnoliopsida, Lamiales, Lamiaceae. The record is from RefSeq and is a predicted model, not a curated record. The coding region runs from base 1 to 402 and encodes 133 amino acids. The transcript has a single exon.
AUGGCUAAACCAAUCAUUCGAAUUCUCGCAUCAAUUCUGCUGCUCGCCCUCUGCCGGAUCUCCACCGGCAAACCCAACACCGCCGUGAAAAGCGUGCUCUGCAACUCCGGCGCCUACACCAAGGGCGACCCUUUCACCAUCAGCUUGGCCUACGUCCUCGCCGAACUGGAGAGCGCUACGCCGUCGCGCCGCGGCUACGAUCUCCGCAACAUCUCCCCCUACCCGAACGCCUUCGCCUACGGCCACGCCGCCUGCAACCAAACUCUGACGAGCUCCGACUGCGGCGGCUGCCUCGCCGCAGCCAAAACCGCCAUGCUUGGCAGCUGCGACGGCCGGAUCGGCGCCCGCGGUGUGCUCUACGAUUGCCUUGUCAGAUAUGAGCAGUACCCUUUCGAUGAUUGAUUUUCAUCAUUAUCUGAAUUUAAUAAAAUCGUCUCUUAUCUCA